AAUUGUUAAUACUGUUUUUUGAUUCAAUAUAAAUGGAUUCCGCUACAGUAAAAUUGAAUAAAAAAAGCAUUUUUAAGAAAGCUCUACAAAAAAUACAUGCAGAAAAACUAAAAGUUUUUAAAUACGAUGAUUUAGUAAAAUAUAUGUAUUGUCCUACGGACCCCUCUAGUUUAGGAGUAAUACGUUUUUUAUUUGGUAUGCUAAUGUUAAUGGAUAUAAUAGAAGAAAGAGGAGGAUCAAGUAUCGAUUUAAGAUGGGGUAAUCCAAAGGACUGUCAUUUUCCAUUAUUUUCGGUAUUUAGGCCUUUACCCUAUCAAUACAUGACUUUAUUGUAUGGAAUUAUGUGGAUAGGGGCAUUUGGCAUCAUGGUUGGAUUUAAAAUUAAGUUAUUUGUAAUUCUUUUUGGAUUACCUUAUUGGUACCUACUUUUUCUUGACACAUCUUAUUGGAAUAACCAUAGCUAUUUAUAUGGUGUUGUUACAAUAUUAUUAUUGGGUUCUUCGGCAACUAAUUUUAUGUCUGUUGAUUCCCUUCUUGAUAAAAGUAUUAAAAAUAUGAGUGUUCCGUAUUGGAACUAUUUUAUUUUAAAAUUUCAGUUUUUUAUGUUAUACUUUUUGGCUGGAUUAAAAAAAACUGAUUUUGAGUGGCUUGAGGGAUACUCUAUGACAAACUUAGGAUCACAUUGGGUGUUUAUGCCAUUUCAGUCUUUCUUUACUGGGGAGCAAAUUGAUUUUUUUAUAGUACAUUGGUUUGGAUUUAUUUUGGAUUUGACAAUUGGUUUUUGGAUGUUAUUAGAUAAGACGAGGCCUAUAGCGAUGUUGUUUUGUGCUUCUUUUCAUUUAAUGAAUUCAAGAUUAUUUAGUAUAGGAAUGUUCCCUUACGUAUGUUUAGCAACAAUGCCAUUAUUUUGUAAAGAAGACUGGCCUAAGAAGUUAUUUUUACGUAUAUUUAAAAUUGACCAUAAAUUACCAAAACAUGAAACAUGUAAUAAAAUAAAAAGGCAAUACACAAAAAAAAUAACUUGGAAAAAUAGAUUUGUUAUAGCAUUAUUGCUUAGUCAUUGUAGUAUACAAACAUUUUUGCCCUAUUCACAUUUUAUUACUAAAGGAUAUAAUAACUGGACAAAUGGACUAUAUGGAUAUUCUUGGGACAUGAUGGUACAUUCUUGGAAUACAAUAUUGGUGGUUGUUAAAGUUGUGGAUAAUAAUACAGAAAACGAAUAUUUUAUAGAUUCUCAUGCAUGGACCCAAAACGAUAGAUGGAAUAAACAUGCAGAUAUGUGUUUACAAUAUGCUCAAUGUCUUAAGAAAAACUUAAUACAAGAUUACUUAAACAAUAAUCCUUUAAGUAUCCCUGCAAAUGAAGAGCCACAAUUUAUUACGUCUGAAAAUAUAUCAAUUUAUAUAGAUGUUUGGUGUUCAAUGAAUGGUCGUUUUCAACAAAGAAUGUAUAAUCCUAACUAUGAUUUACUUAAAGCUAAUUGGUCUCCUAUUAAACCAGUGCCAUGGUUACUACCACUUUUGUCAAAAUUUAAUGGAUUUAGGAAAAGACUAAAAGAAAUUAGCGAAGAAGUCUACUCUUGGUCCAAUCAAACUGAAGUACUUUUUAUUGCAGAUUUUCCAGGAAUGUAUUUGGAAAAUUUUAUUGGACAAGAUGUAACCAACGUUUCAUUAACCAUUCUUGAAGGAGAAGUUAUAUUUGAAGUUGAAGACAAGAAGUCGAUGCAAUCCAGAGGAGUGAAAUUAUAUAAGGGUGAUAUUAUUUCAAUUCAAGUGGGGUUUUUUCAUAAAAUCCAUACUACUGGAUCAAACCAUUCCUGUUAUAUGUAUAUUUACACUAAAGAACAAGAAAACCCAAGUAAUAUGUUUAAGGUUCAACCUAAUAUGUAUUCUCCAUUUCCAGUAAUUGAAGAUGUUGAAAACCAUUUAAACGCUUUAAUAAAUAUGUUUCAGCAAAUAUUGAAUUCUAUUUUGCAUUUACUAUUUAAUAGGCCACUUAACUUAAGAAAAAAAGGAAUCUAAUAAAUAAUAAUAAAGCUUAAUUUAAUGACAUUAAUAAAAAUUAUACAGGGUGUCCCAGAAGUCGCGCACCAUCUUAAAGGUUUAUGAUAUACGGAUCCCAGAAAAUUGUAAAAAACACCUUCGUUAUAUAAAAAGAUCCAGAAGAUAUCUAUUUUUAAAAUGGCAAGAUUGCAUACUAAUCAAGUGGUAGUUUAAUUUUUAAUUAUUAUAACCAUAGAUAAAGGAAAAGAGAGUAGUCAAAUGCAUUGUUGUAGCAGGAACAGUGUUUAAAGCGCCGCCAUACAUAACUGAUUAAACUAAAUCCAAGUUUGCUUACAAUAAUAGGAUUACCAUUAAUUCUACAUGAUAACCAUAUAAAUAAUAUGUGAUAUAAAUCCAGGCUUUAAAUGUAUUGCCCCAAAUUGUACAAAUAUUUAUUAUUUACCAAUUUACAAAAAUGGCUACAGAAAUAAAAGUUUUUAAAAUUCCCCAACGAUGAACAAAAAAUAUGAUUUAAAGUCAUAAAAAUACCCUACAAAAAAUGUUAUUUAUGUUUUGAUUUAUAUUUUGAUAAGAACGAUUUUUGUGAAGGAUCUAAUGCCAAAAACAAUACCAAUAAAUAUUAGUACUAUUAGUGCUAGUAAUAUCAUACUUUAAGUUUAAUUUAUUUUGUUUAUAUUAUUUAACUUGUAAAUAUCGCACAUGGGCGACAACAGUGUCAUAAGUAGUAAAACUUGAAUUCCGAGAUAUUGACCGUCAAAGAUUUUUGAAUAAUAAAAUUCUCACAUAUUUACAAAAUUAUAUUAACUUACAGUAUUUUCUUUGCAAAGGAUGAACCACACUAAGAUUCUGAGCCAGUUAAAAGUUAAAUUUUAGAAAAUACCCUUUUUGGAUAAGAGCUAUUUGUAGAUAUGUCUGUGUUGCCGAGAAGGUGUGCAUCAAUUUUGGAGAUAUGUCUGUUUUUCUGAAAAUAUGUGCAUGAAUUUGGCAGAUAUGUCUGUAUUGCUAAAAAUGUGUUGAUAAAUUUUUUAAUUAUUCAUUAUUUUAUUGUUGAUUAGGAAUAUGAGGAACGUAUGGCUGGCCCCAUCGGCAACGCCUUACACUGAUUUCCCAGGGUUAUUUUACCACCUUUUUAAACCCGGCUGGUAAAUCUCGCCCAGUAGGUCGUGGAUGACAGUGUUGAUGAUUAAGGCCACUUUCGGAAUUUUGUUGCCAGGCCUGGUCAUACGCCCGAUUUAGGCUAGUGGAGUGCGGACAAACAUUUUUGUUUUCGAGGGACAUUGAACUGACCCAAAACUAAGUACAAUCCCCUCAACCAGGGAUUUAGUAAUUACCUAUUCAAUUGGGGUUCAUAAAGAAGGCUUGGUUGGUUAGUACGCUGCUAGGACCUAUCCUUGCUGGUCUUAAAGUAAGUACUUCCUGUUCGUAUGUGUCUUUGUCCGAGUCGGAUUCCGAUCUGACUAUCGAUAACGUUGCACCCCACUGUGCGGUUGUUUAUUAUUUCGCAUAUGCGAUAGAACGUAAUGUAUGUUUCCCUUAAAUGUCCUUAGUAAACUAGGAAAAACAGGAGUUUCUUUUGCCUAGGGUUUAUCUGAACUUGAGUAUUUAAUGACUGCUUAUGUAAGUCCUUAUUUAUGAUUUCUUUGGCUAUGCUUGCUGUUUGUUCCUAAGGAAACUGUUGGCGACUAAUUAAUUUUUACCUGGUGGACUUCUUUAUAAGUUGAUGUUGCGAAUUUUGCAUUAAAAUUUAGUAUUUGAGUAUUAUUAAGGUCAUCCAAUUUUGGUAGGUUUACUUAUUCGGUUUAUGCAGACUUGGACUUCGGGUGCAUUGACAGGCAGGUGUUGUGAAAUUAUUCCUUAACUUCGACAGCCAACUAUUAGCAGGUAUUGUUUCUGUGUCGUUAAUAAAGGAAAAAUUAUUCGUUGUAUCCAAUAACCUCACUUACCCUUUUUCGCAGGUAGAGCUGUUUGGGAUUUAAUCAAGAAGGAGCUGCCACACGCAACUUGCACCCUUUUUAUACUUGGUUCUGGUAGAUCACUUGUGGAAUCAUUAAUUGAUUUUAUGAAUUUUAACACCGAUAGCGGUGGUAGCACUAUGAAAGUACGAACGCUUUAAACGAGACCCUAGACACACGACCGUUUGCCUUAAGGUGAGGAGGGUCACUUAUUCAUUCUUUUUUCUACUCCCACCUUUAAAACGCCCUUUAUCGUACAUGUUUCCAUGACACUAAGUGACCUUUUAAAUACACAUUGAUAAGUUGUGGCUUUACGGCGCUUUAGUCACGGGCUGAAGUAAGCAACAGGUUUUUAGUCACGGACUGAAGUUAGUUUUAAGUUAGUUGACAGUUGUCAAAUGUCAUACAAUCGUUAAAAUAAAGUGCCUUUCUUGUAAAAUAUUACUAAAUGUGAAAAUUAUUUUAUUAUCUCAAUACAAAAAUAUUAAAUAGUUUCUCAACGCCAAUAUUUGAAAAGUUUAUAUGAACAUUGUACUGACCUUUUAAUUUCGCCGGCAGUAAACUAUAACUUAAAUUCGGGCACGGACUAUACUGUUAAGUCCUCAUAAAACAUUUCCUUUACUUUCAAUUUUCAAGAUACAUUUCGAUUUAUAACCUUUAUAAUUGUGUUUAUAAAAUGUAAAAAUAUGACAUUUGACAGUUUCCCCUGUUGUUUCAUAGAUGGCGCUCUAUACAAAUUUUUGAUUUAAAUUAUUUUAAGAUAAUAAUAAGUAUUUGUCGUAGAAAAAGUAUAGUAUGCACCUCGUUUAUAAACAUUUCUAUACACUCAUUAACUUAAGCACUCGCUCGCAAGCUCGCUCGUGCCUAAAUUAAAUUCGUGUAUAAAAUGGCGUUUAUCAAACUUGAUACAUAAUAUACUAUUAUUGUCAUUUUACUAACCUACGUUAACAAAAUUACUGUCACAACCUACUUAUGACACUGUUGAUGAAAAUUAUGAUAGGGAUUAUACAAAUUGCAGACAGACACAAGUCUCCAUGUAGGGAUUAAUUUCAAAAAUUUAUUUUUGCCACUGUUGCAGUAUGAACUAUUAGUAAUUUUACACUUAUUGCACAAAAAAACCCAAAAUUCAGUUUUUUUGACUUAUGACACUGUUGUCGCCCAUGUGCGAUAUAAAUCAUAAAUCAUUUAUUUAUUUUUUGCCAAACGCAUGCUGAUUAGGGUGUGUCAUUUUUGAGUAACUUAUUUUUUUUAACUAAAAAGCAGGCUAAAAACUUUCAGGAAGGUGAAAAAAAAAGCCUCUAAAAAAUUGAGCUCCAUUUUCCAUUUAAAUAACAUGGAAAAAAAAUUUCUUGUUUCUUAUUUUUGUAUCUUGACAUUUAAGCAUUGUAAAAACGAACUAAAAAAUAUUUUGGUAGGAAAUUGAACGCUCUACAAAAAAGUACUAAUUUAUUUUUUCAUAGAGUAAGCCGUUCUGAAGGUCAGUCACGUUCGAGUGUUCGUCAAAGUUAGUCGCAUCUUACAUCUUGCCGUCGCGCUCUUGAAACUUACAAACAGCAAUGCUCGCGACUCGCGUGCGGGAGAUCUCUUGAAACGUAAAAGUUUAAAGAUGAAACCAACAAUAAUUUUAAAAAAAAAAGAGGUGCGAACUGAUAAGUGAAACAAACAUUUUCAUGGAGUGCAAGCUAAAAUGGUGUAACGGUCAUUGAGGAGCGGAGUGUUGGGUGAUAUGAAUGACUUGGGUGCCACCUGUCAUUGGAGGCUUAUCACUGGACGGACGGGGGAGGUCGGAGAAGAGGGGAGGUGGCCAUCCGCAAGGGGAAAAAUCUGAUAAGUUUUACUUUAAGAGUAUGCAUGACCUGAUACAAAUCUGCAAUAUAAACAUUAACCAUUAACAUUGCCCGUAUUCAUUUCAUUAAACAUAACAUUUAUUUUACUUGAAAAUGUUAAAAUGACUUUAAAAUAUGAUUAUGUUAAGAACAUAUUUUACUCUUUAAACAAUUGUUUUGUUUUUAAUUACUAUCAUUGCAAAAUUGUAUUAAAAAGUGUUAAAAAUUCUUACACGGGCAAUGUUAAUGGUGGGAUAUCUUUAAAACCUAAGAAGGGCACGCAGCGUGGGGCAAUAAGUCUGUCAACAGCAAAUGCGUAAGGCGGACCCAAUCGAGCCGGAAAAUAAACACUGGACUGACAGAGUAAACUAACAUUGAACAAAAUUCUAACACAUUAAAAAAAAGGGCCUAAUAGCC
Messenger RNA from Brassicogethes aeneus, 6198 nucleotides. The record is from the annotation of a GenBank genome assembly. Lineage: Eukaryota; Metazoa; Arthropoda; Insecta; Coleoptera; Nitidulidae.